Messenger RNA from Papilio machaon (common yellow swallowtail), 965 nucleotides. Its product is annotated as elongation of very long chain fatty acids protein 4. Gene Ontology annotation, biological process: fatty acid elongation, polyunsaturated fatty acid; fatty acid elongation, saturated fatty acid; fatty acid elongation, monounsaturated fatty acid. The record is from RefSeq and is a predicted model, not a curated record. NCBI's taxonomy places the organism in Eukaryota, Metazoa, Arthropoda, Insecta, Lepidoptera, Papilionidae. Bases 93 to 890 code for a protein of 265 amino acids. Gene Ontology annotation, cellular component: endoplasmic reticulum membrane. The transcript has 6 exons. Gene Ontology annotation, molecular function: fatty acid elongase activity.
UACCUUAUUGUUUAGUUCUUCCAAGACUUUCUACAGAAAUGGAUGUCUUUCGCCGAUAACAUAUUAAUAAAUAGUGUACGUAUAAAUUAAUUAUGGCGUUAAUUUUAAAAGGAGCCUUUAAUUUGUAUUAUUACCUCAACUAUGAUAUUGCGGAACAUACGACACAAGACUGGCCACUUAUGAAGACGCCAUGGCCAGGUUUACUUAUCAUUGCAAUCUAUCUAAUGACCGUGUGCCGUUGGCUACCAGAAUAUAUGAAGGAUCGUCCCGCAUAUGACCUAAGAAAAACUAUAGUCUUGUACAAUAUCUCUCAAAUUAUAUGCUGUGUUUAUGUGCUUUAUCAGAGUCUAAAAUUGGGAUGGUUGAGUCGUUACCGUAUGGUUUGUGAACCCAUAGGUGAUGGACUUGAGAGCCUUGAUUACGCCUGGAAAGUUUGCUACGCGUAUUUUGUUAUAAAACUAAUCGAUCUUCUGGAUACGGUAUUUUUCGUUUUAAGAAAAAAACAAAAUCAAGUUUCCUUUUUACAUGUUUAUCACCAUUUCGGAAUGGUCGCAGUCGCUUGGGGAAUGGUUAAAUGGGUGCCAGGCGGGCACAUGACGCUGUUGGUUCCUAUCAAUUCAUUCGUCCAUAUAAUUAUGUACACAUAUUACUUGCUGACCGUUUGGGACGAGUCGUACAAGAAGUCCAUCUGGUGGAAAAAGCAUGUAACGCAGAUACAAAUCGUACAAUUCACUAUACUUCUGGUACAUUUUACCGCGCUAGUACUAGCCAAGGAUUGUUCUAUACCGCGACAACCUGCGUACAUUCUUAUACCUCAAAACCUCUUUAUGUUUCUCUUAUUUAGUGAAUUCUAUUAUAAAACAUAUGUAAAGGGUAAGAAGGAUAACUGAUAGAGUAUAAUUAUACAAGGAUAAAAUUGUAAAGGAAAGAAAGAUAUUUUUAGAUAAAUUGUAUUUUAUUUGCUC